AUGGCACCAAAAGCAAGAGAAGACUUAGUUGUUCCAUACAAACACGUACCUGCCAAAUCCAGAAAAGAUGCAGGUAACGUCCUUGCUCAAUCAUUACCGAUGGCCGCCAUGUUUAUGAGAAACAAGAUGUUAUCAUGGGCAUCUGUAUUCUUGGCAGUUCAAUCCUACUUGAAUGAACCAAUCAAUAGACCAGCUGAGGAAGAUCAGGGUCAACAAUCACCAGCAUUGAGGGUGUUAUUCGCAGUUAUUUCUUUGAUUACUUGUUAUAUGGAUAUAGUUUUCCCAGGCACUAACCCAGCUGUUAAACGGGCAGCUAGGGUUGUAUCUGAAACGGCCACUGCUGCCACUGCUGCCACUGCUGCUGCUACCGCCACCGUAAAGGCUUAA
Lodderomyces orthopsilosis Co 90-125 is the source of this 387-nucleotide messenger RNA. RefSeq lists its product as uncharacterized. The transcript has a single exon. Gene Ontology annotation, biological process: protein insertion into ER membrane. The record is from RefSeq and is a predicted model, not a curated record. Gene Ontology annotation, molecular function: protein folding chaperone. Bases 1 to 387 code for a protein of 128 amino acids. NCBI's taxonomy places the organism in Eukaryota, Fungi, Ascomycota, Pichiomycetes, Serinales, Debaryomycetaceae. Gene Ontology annotation, cellular component: endoplasmic reticulum membrane.